AUGAUGCACAGCAACUUCCUCCCGGAGAUCGACCGAGCGGUACCUGUGAACGGCAAGGAGCGAAAGGUCAGAUGCAGUUAUAUCCCGGCGGGAUAUGCCCGCCCAGGUGGGAGAUAUGGGCUAACAAACCAGUCACCAGCGUCGAGACAACAUGACUACCCCAUUACCCCCACCAAAAUGACAAAACCCGGGGAUGAGGGAUAG
Messenger RNA from Penicillium concentricum, 204 nucleotides. RefSeq lists its product as uncharacterized. NCBI's taxonomy places the organism in Eukaryota, Fungi, Ascomycota, Eurotiomycetes, Eurotiales, Aspergillaceae. The record is from RefSeq and is a predicted model, not a curated record. The transcript has a single exon. The coding region runs from base 1 to 204 and encodes 67 amino acids.